AUGGAAGGCCGAAUACGCCGGGUAAUCUGUUUUAAGCGUAAAACUAUUUACGACGGUGGCCGAGACAUUCUUAGCAUGACGGUUGAUGACCUGGCUGCCAUGAACCUUCACCCUGCCACGCUGCAGUACUCAACUCGAACUACCACAGAAUCUAGAUUUUGGUCAAAGGACAAAUCCCAGCUUAGUAUUAUUCUCGCAUUCUCAGAGAUGCCAAAGACGCCUUGUGACUUUCUGUCCAUGACAUACGAUGUCCACGAACGCUCCGCGACCAUCCUUGUCCGACAGUCAUGGGAGCCAAGACGACACAACCUCGAUGACCUCGACGAAUACGAUCAUCGUCUGGAGUCAUGCAGAAAUCAUUGGGCGCACCCUCUCAUCAUGCCUGUCGUGCUUCUCCAAGUGCAAUUUAUGCGAUGUGAAGAGGCUGUUAUCGAGAACAACUCCAACGUGGCUCAUUUGGAAUACGAUGUCAGCAACAUUGCCGGCUUCGAUGCUACAGAAACUGGGAGGCGUCUCAGUCGCACAUUCAGCAAUGGCAAGGAUGGCGAGAGAAUUGCGUGGGGCCCAAGCACCAUGACCAAACUCAUGAAAAGGGCACACGAAGUUCUCAAGGACACCAUCAAACUUCUGGACACUAUUCGUUGGAUGGAGAGAGCUAUAAAAGUGUUGAUCUUGGCAGGAGACGAGUUGAAUGAACGAAUGGGAAACUACUCUAACUUCGGCAACGAUCUCAGUAUGUUGAGUCCCACGGUAAUCGACCCUCUGGGUGGACCUCCCGCAGUGAGUCCAGUUCUGCCUCCCAGAGAUCUCCCUAGGCUUCGAUUUCCCGAUGGAGUGACGGAUGGAGAUUCAUUGGGGCCCCAUUGGCAUGAGAUCAGACAGUAUCUCGACGGUUUACUGCGUCUUUGCAUGGGUCUUGAGACGGAUAGGCGCAUGUCGGAGGCCAGAUGCCGUGCUCAGAUCGAUAUGAUUUACAGUAAGAUGGCCCAAGAAGACAAUAUCCUGAACGCCCGAAUGGCUGUAGCAUCAUCACGUGACAGUUCCUCGAUGAAAGCUCUCGCCGUGAUAACCGCCAUCUUUCUACCCGGCGAAUUUCUUGGAACUCUGUUCGGCAUGUCCAUGUUUGACUGGCUUGGCCCAGAUGAAGAAGACGACGAUUCCUCGAGACCUAUGACAGAUCAAGUCAAGGUGAACCGCUUCGGAAAACACUUUUGGAACUAUUGGGCGGCCGCGAUCCCACUCACUCUUCUGAUUUUGUUCGUCUGGCGAGCUUGGUGGGUUACCCAAGAUCGAUAUUUCAGACGUCAUCUUUCGCAAGAACUUAGCGAGGAGCGUUUCUGGACCGCUGAUGGAAAGCCGCGCAAGCUAGAACGAAGUUUCAUUUGGGAUUUCUUCUACCUUUCAGCGAGGCGUGAUGAGAAACCACGGCCAGCAGAUGACUUGGCUGAACUGGAGACCAUCCAUUCUGGGGGGAAGGAAUGGAAUGAUGGGGGUUUGACUGGGGCUACUAAUAUGAGGCAGAGACAGGUUUUGGAAACGAGGAAAUGGAGUCUUCAUCAGGGAGGGACGAAUGUCACAGUUUAG
Molecule: messenger RNA, 1584 nt
Organism: Fusarium musae
Lineage: Eukaryota; Fungi; Ascomycota; Sordariomycetes; Hypocreales; Nectriaceae
Exons: 4
Coding region: 1-1584 (527 amino acids)
Source: RefSeq, a predicted model, not a curated record